AACAACAGGUAUGUCUCAUGCCAUGCGCGCUGCUAUAUACGCAGAAGUUUGGGCAUUGCGAGUUGCACGAGGAACUACUUCCAGGAGUAUUUGAUACCACACGAGCUGACCACACCUCCCUUAGUGACAAACGCCGUGGUUGGCUUCGGAGAAUGGGAACAGUGUCGAUCGCGAGGCAUUCAAGUGUCCUUCUGCUUUUCGCUGCGCUAGUUUCUGGAAAAGGUGGUGGAAACGAAACGUAUUGCGACAAGCAGGACGUCGCUGUGUGCUACUGGGGCUUUGCUGACAGGUUUGGGAAAAUUCCUCUUUUAGGACGUAAGGACAACAAAACGUCCUAUUUGACAAACCUGUGCUUGAGUGAGUCAUCGGAGUUUCCCGAAUACAACUUUUGCAAGCAACAUCGCUACGGUAGGUGCACGGAAAGCGAGAGAAAGGAGUUCUCUAGGAUGGAAAGAGGCUACGUGGCGCUUCGUGAAGAAUUAACUUCAGCACAAAACUGCGAGUCUGUGGCACAGCUUCGCGAAUGCAUCGAUCUCAACGUGAUGCGCACUUGCAGUGUCAGCCUUGAUAUGAAAAGUGGCACUUUGGAAGAUCAGGUGCCUGAACAGAACAGGGGAGCACAAAACUUGAAGGGAUGCGUCGAGGCAGCGGUUAAAACGUGUGGCGUGAAGAAACACCAUGCCGCGAUCUCCCACCUGCUGAAGAUUGUUGACGCCAUUGUCGAGCUGUCCUGGUUACCUCUGAUGCAAAACGCUGCUUACCCAACGAAAAGUGCAACAGCGGCGAUUGCAGCAUGCCUCCUGGGAUUGGCUGUACGGAGCUAUGUGUAGAUGAGCACGCAUGUAUUCAAGCCUCCCCCCCCCCCCCCCGCAGUCACGGAUCAUGGUCAAUGAGACAUUCGGUUCUUCAUACCAGACAAUUAAAGACCCCAUGAGAAACGCGCCCGUGAAUGGGAUUAUACGAAUCAUCUGAAGACUGCUCUUAGCAUGCAGUUGCGUUCAGAGUGAAAAAUAUAUGGAAGAAAAUAAAUACGUUAAGACUACAUGUACAUAUUCUAAGAAA
Rhipicephalus microplus (southern cattle tick) is the source of this 1062-nucleotide messenger RNA. RefSeq lists its product as uncharacterized. Lineage: Eukaryota; Metazoa; Arthropoda; Arachnida; Ixodida; Ixodidae. The record is from RefSeq and is a predicted model, not a curated record.